GGAAUGCACGAGUGCUUUUACAAGGGAGUUUAGAGAGAAUGAAUUCGGAUCCCUCUUUCUGAGGUUUACAUGAGUAUUUAUACUAGGCUAUGGGGGACAAAGCCACGUGCGCCCACGUGGGGGCAUGCCGCUGAUGUGGUGCGAGGUGACUGGUUUCGUCCUCGAGCUGCCUUGUCGCCUUAGCUUUGACACGUGUUGGACACACGUCGUUGCAACGGUCGGCGGCCCACCCGUCGUUUCGCCUGCCAGUGGGUCAUCAUUGCGCCGCCUGACGCGGCGCAACCUGGAGAGGCCACGUCGUCUGAUUCGGCUUCCUCCCUCCUAUAUAAAGGCCUCCAACCCUCUUCACUUCUCACUUUUCGCACUUCGCCUUCCAGAGCUUUCACCAGUCAAAUUCCUCUCUCUCGCUAUCCAGCCCUCCGAGCCAAGUAAGUUUCCCCUUCCUCCUCUACUUUCUUUCCCGGUCAUGUCUUCUUUUAGCGAUAGGAUUUCGUCUUCAGAGGACUGCUCCUCUGAGGACUCCAACUCAUCUUCCUCGACCGGGUCUUCUUCUCCCGACUCCAUGCCCGGUCAGGUUCCCAACUCCUCUAUUCCCGACCCGCAUCCUGUUAAUCAGAUGCCCGGUGAAGUUUUCAUGGGGAGGAAUGACCCGAUCGAUGACGAACCGGGUCCCUACGACCCUGAAAACGAAACCCGGGAUGCGUGGGAGGAGCGGCUUCAUGUUGCCGGCUACUUUCCGCUCCCCACCUUCUAUGUCCUUGACAUCCCUUCCCAUGUAUCCAAAAUCGCCUUGAAUAAAAUUCGCAGGAGGCUCCCGGAUGGGUAUACCCUCCUGUAUGAACCUAACUGGCCCAACAUUGUCGAACCCCACCGGGAGGAUAGGAUAGGGUUCCAUACAAUAUCACUGGACACGGGCAUCGUUUUUCCCCUUCGCCCCCUUCUAACCGAAGUAUGCCACGCGUUUAGGAUUUUGCUCAGCCAAAUAACUCCUAACGCCCACCGGUAUCUUUAUUCCUUCGUAAAUAUCUGCACUCACCUGAAAAUCGUCCCCACCUUGCGUCUUUUCCUUUUUUGCUUCGAAGUCCUACCGGGCGGGACUGGCUGCGAAGAUAUGGAGUUCGAGGAGUUCGCCAUCCUCGACGACCAACCAGCGGGAGAGACCGGGGGCUCCCAAGCCAACACUACAAGAACCUUCCCGGUCAAUCCAGAGACCGUGGAAAUCCUUGACGAAGAUGAGCCCCAAGACAACCGGUCCAAGGGGAAGGAGAAGGAGAAGACCGGUCGGCGAACGAAGAAGGUGGCCACCACGCACCCUUCUUAUGCCAAGAAAAGGGCAAGGCCGGAUUCUGAGCCGGCCGGUCAGACCAUCGAAGAAGCCUUCAUCAAUCUGGGGCUGAGGCUGAAGGAGGCGGGGGAGAUUGGGCCGCAUACAGUGGACCGUUUGGGGAUGAGUUCCCCUUUCGAAGUCGACCGGCUAAAGAGGGAGAAAGAAGAGAUGGCCCUCAUCUUGAAGAGCCAGGCUGAUGAGCUGAUCAGGCUGUCUGGGCUAGCCGGGGCCAUGAAGACCGAGAUCUCCCAGCUGAAGGAGGAGAAUGGUCGGCUUAUGGAUGAAGUCUCUGAGGCCAAGAGGGAAAUGGUAGAGAAGGAAGAAACCUUCCCCGGGCGCGCAGCUGCCUGGGUGGAAGAGAACAAAGCCGUCGCUGCCCGGGUGAUGACGACAAUGCCGGAAGCCACGAUGGAGUCCUUCAGGCUUCUUUACCGGGAGCCUGAAGGGAAGAAGAUGAUUACCGCCGUUGGAUCUUUCGGAUUCAAGUGCGGUCAAAAGAAAGACCGGGCAGCUUCCCACCGGAUCCUCCUGAAGAGAGACCCGGCCUUCACUGCGGCUUCCUACGGCCUGGCUCCUAUCCCCAAGGAAGAUCCUACUCCCCCUUUCCCCUUAGAUUAGGAUCUCCUCGACCUAGACCGGUUGUGUUUGUAAAACUUCUCAACUUGAAAUUUCCCCGGGGAUGCCCGGUGUAGCUGUAAACACUUAACAUUUUUAUUUCAUUUGAAUGCCAUGUUUAAUUUCCAUACCGGUUGAUCUUGCAUAUCUGUUUGUUUCUUGAUUGAUAUUUUUGCUCUUGCUUCUUGGAAUAUCAUUAUAGAAAUCCCGACCGGUAAAUAAAUCAGGCCACUUCAA
Messenger RNA from Cuscuta campestris, 2179 nucleotides. Lineage: Eukaryota; Viridiplantae; Streptophyta; Magnoliopsida; Solanales; Convolvulaceae. The record is from the annotation of a GenBank genome assembly.